GUGCUGUGAGGGAAGUGUUUCUCCAUACGUGUGUCAUCCUCUGGAGGCUCGGCUUUUCAGCUCAUGAGGAAAGCUUCUGGGGCCACCCGAGCAAGGAAACAUAGUGAAAGGCUCAAAUUAACUUCAAUAUGCGAGGUUCAGUUUGUAAAUCCGCACCUUUUAAUGCCACAUCAUCAUUAUGCUUAAAGUACGUUUUCUCCUCUGAGCAGCUGUUACAUUUGAUGGAAUAGACUCUCGUGUGAAAGACAGGAGAAGUCACAGCCCCCCUCGACGAGGAGGAGGACCACCACCACCACCACCACCACCACAGGAGAGUCUCUGAGCUACAGCUUCUCACAGCGCGUCCAGCCCCCGGGGCGCACUCCACUGUCUGCAGUGCGCGUCGCGGUUCAGAAGAUGGAAAGCGAAAUAAACGAGAGGAUGAGCGCCAUCAGUACUUCGAUCGCCGAUUCUACCGAUACAAGAGUGAGCGACUUGAUCGACGCUGGGUACGUUAAUAAUAAAUUAUCCAGCACCUCGCCGUCUCUUACCUGCACGUCCUCCACCGUGCGUAAUUUUGGAAACACUGGCACACUGAUCCACGGUCUGAAUUCAAGCGGCGACGGCGCAGUUUUCAGAGACUGUGACAUACUCGACGGUUCACUUGUUGCCAAACACUUUUACGCACGCAGUGAAUAUCUGAAGUGCGACAGUGUGCCUUGGGAAGAUUUUGUAAGCGUCCAGGGGACGAAUGUGGCCCCAUCCGAAAGUUUACCAGGCGCAAGUUUAAACCUCUCCUCGACACCCGGAGCGUGUAAGUUCAUCAAAGAUGAGAAGGAGCCUGCUGUGAUUAUGGAAACACCCUGUCCCAGCUUUGAUCCGUCACCGGAGAUACCUGCUCUUGACACCUGUUGUCAGACCAACAACAGGAAGCAGCAGCUGGGGCUGAGCGACAGCGAGUCGACGGGCUUCACGCCGGCCGCUCUCGGCCCUCGACCGGGGCUGGAGGGAUCUCCAAACUUUCUGAUCGACCUGAACCAACCAGAGCAGCUGCCGGCGCUGGGCCAGGUGAGGACAGACUCCAGGUGCGGUUUGUCCGGGAAGGCUGUCAUCAGCUUUGACGCAAACAGGCACACGGCCCCGCAGCUGACCAUGUACAAGAGCGAGGUUCCCCGCUGGCAGAUGCAGACGUCUCCAGCCGAGCCUCAGUACUGGGUCCAGUCCGCAGGGCUGACGGAGGGGCCGUUCACACAGAGCGGCUAUGAUGGGAUCCAGAGCCAGCCCCUGUCUCAGAGGAACCCAUCACCCUUCUCUGCAUUCCUCGGAGUGCCACCUCAAAGAAUGUGCAUGAUCUGUGGUGACGAGGCAUCCGGUUGCCACUACGGAGUCUUAACCUGCGGGAGCUGUAAAGUCUUUUUUAAAAGAGCAGUCGAAGGCCACCAUAGUUAUCUCUGCGCUGGGCGUAAUGACUGCAUUGUGGACAAAAUCCGAAGGAAAAAUUGCCCUGCGUGUCGUCUCCGAAAGUGCUAUCAAGCCGGAAUGAUGCUCGGAGGCAGGAAGCUGAAGCGUUUCGGGGCACUGAAAGCCUUGGGUAUGGCCCCGUCCCUGAUGUUCCAGUCUCACUUGGCCAUGUCCAGCGACAAUCAGGCCUUGAACUCCAUGUCUUGCAUACCAGGCAUCCGUGAGGUGCAGUUCUCCCAGCAGAUCAUCAAUAUCCUGGAAAACAUUGAACCGGAGGUCGUGUACUCGGGUUUUGACAACAGCCAGCCUGAGGUUGCCCAUCUCCUGCUCACCAGUCUCAACAGGCUGUGCGAGAAACAGCUGCUGUGGAUCGUCAAGUGGUCCAAGUCUCUGCCAGGGUUUCGCAGUCUUCACAUCACUGACCAGAUGACCCUCAUCCAGUACUCGUGGAUGAACCUGAUGGUGUUCGCUCUUGGGUGGCGUUCCUUUCAGAACGUCAACAGUGAAUAUUUAUAUUUUGCACCCGAUCUGGUCCUGAGUCAGGAGCAAAUGAGGAGAUCUCCAAUUUAUGACCUGUGCCUGGCGAUCCAGUUCAUCCCUCAGGAGUUUGCAAACCUUCAAGUAACCCGCGAGGAGUUUCUCUGCAUGAAGGCCAUAAUACUCCUCAACACAGUGCCUCUUGAAGGACUCAAAAGUCAGGGAGCAUUUGAAGAGAUGAGACAAAACUACAUCCGGGAGCUGACCAAGGCUGUCCACGGCAGGGAGAAGGGCUUGGUGGCGAGCUCGCAGCGGUUCUACCACCUCACCAAACUGAUGGACGCCAUGCAUGAGAUAGUGAAGAAGGUCAACCUGUUCUGUCUGACCACCUUCAUCCAGGCAGACGCCAUGAAAGUGGAGUUUCCAGAGAUGAUGUCAGAGGUCAUUGCCUCCCAGCUUCCGAAGGUCCUGGCCGGCAUGGUGAGGCCGCUCUUGUUCCACUCCAAGUGACGAUUCCAGCACAGACACCACAAUGCCUGCGGAGUCGUCCUAUGACUGGACUCCUGACAUGUCAUUUUCUGGAUUUUUCACAGCCUUUCGCUUUUGUAGUCAUUAUUUCUUUGGCAAAUUGCAUCUAAUGGUGUUAAGCUCUUCUACUUCAUGAGGUGGAACAUGUUCCUUAACGUAUGUAUUUUAGUACAGAUCUCCCAUGAAUAUUAUUAAUUCAGAGGCAUCAAUCAAAGCUCAAUAAAAGCUAUUGGGAACCACUACA
Acanthopagrus latus (yellowfin seabream) is the source of this 2689-nucleotide messenger RNA. It is a transcript of the gene pgr, whose product is annotated as progesterone receptor. The coding region runs from base 397 to 2427 and encodes 676 amino acids. Lineage: Eukaryota; Metazoa; Chordata; Actinopteri; Spariformes; Sparidae. Gene Ontology annotation, molecular function: DNA-binding transcription factor activity; sequence-specific DNA binding; zinc ion binding. The transcript has 8 exons. Gene Ontology annotation, biological process: regulation of DNA-templated transcription. The record is from RefSeq and is a predicted model, not a curated record.